AUGCUCGCCCCGGCUCGUGCUGACUAUUUCGCUGCAUACACUACAGAACGCAGUACGAAACCAGUUCCAGUAGAACUAGCCAGGCCAAGACGGGCAUCUCUGCUAGCCGGUCUUCUUCGAAGCCCCGAGGUCGACGCAGAGCCUUCAUCGGCAGAACAUAGCGAGAACGGCCACUUUGCCGUUGGAACCACAUCGUCAAGGCCUACCAUCUCCUCCCGAAUUCGAAAUCUACAGGCACUUUUUCGGCAAGAUCGAGGCGUGCUCGUCGAGAGCAACCACAAUCUCAUGACGCCGACAGGCCUUGUCUCGACGCCAGCUCCGUCACUCCCUCCCAAUUGGUACGAGCUCGCCAUCAAGGCAAGGACCGCAACACUACGCGAAGCACAGCACAAGAUGUCAACGCCCGCACCCGUGCCAUCAGAAGCUGCUUCCGAAGGUCAAACAGCUUCGAUCUCAAAUGAAGAUGGUGGCACGGUCCGAGCUGAUGCGCUUGAAGGAUCCAAAGAGCCAGUGCUGGCGCCAGAGACCUCGCUCGUGCCAAAAGCCGAACCAGUUGUCGAGCCAUUAGCGUUGACAGAUGCGCCGUCAGCAACAGAAGCUAGUGCGGAGCAACCGAGCCAAGCGCUAGCUGGUGGUCUCGUUAGCGGUCCCGGUCCCAACGAUUCUGAGCCGUCAGCCGUGCAAGAGAUGGCUCCCGCUUCGUCCGUCAUCGAUCAGACAGUCGUUGCGGCAUUGUCCGCCAAGACCCUCGACCACGCAGCACCCGAUGGCGACCCGCUACGAACAGAAAUCAUGGGCCCACCGCCAUCCUUGCCAGCUGACUCCGCCUACCCACCGCUCAAUCCAGUGGCGUCGGACACGCCAGCACCAGCGCCCAUCCCGAAACGACGAGGUCCCGCAGCCGCUGUCAAUGGCACACAACGCAAGGCAGCCCCAUCGCAGGCACCCGCCGAUUUUGUGCCCCCAACCAACAUCAACGGCAAGAUGCCUUAUGCCCUGUUUCAAACCGUCAAAAAGACUGCCCCAACAGAUUCGCCUCAAGCCAACGUAGACGUGGAUCGGUCACGAAGGUAA
Messenger RNA from Pseudozyma hubeiensis SY62, 1074 nucleotides. RefSeq lists its product as hypothetical. Bases 1 to 1074 code for a protein of 357 amino acids. Lineage: Eukaryota; Fungi; Basidiomycota; Ustilaginomycetes; Ustilaginales; Ustilaginaceae. The transcript has 2 exons. The record is from RefSeq and is a predicted model, not a curated record.